CUCUCUCUCUCUCUCUCUCUCUCUCUGCUUCUCAUCUUUCGAGCUGCUGCGUUUCUCUGCACUCUCCAAGCCACUGCAAUGGCAACUGAAGUUUUUAGUAAGCAGAAAACCAUCGACUUGAGAAAGAAACACAUUGGUCCCUCAUGCAAAGUUUUCUUCAACAAUGAUCCCAUCAAGAUCGUUCGAGCCAGAGGACAAUAUAUGUACAAUGAAAAAGGCGAGCAGUACCUGGACUGCAUCAACAAUGUUGCCCAUGUGGGUCACAGCCACCCAGAAGUGGUCCAGGCUGGAGCAAAGCAGAUGGAGCUCUUGAACACCAACUCACGUUUCCUCCAUGACAACCUUGUCCAAUACGCACAACGCCUCCAAGCCACGCUGCCUGAAAAGCUCUCAGUCUGCUAUUUUACCAACUCAGGUUCUGAGGCCAAUGACCUGGCCUUAAGACUGGCUUGGCAGUACACUGGCCACAAAGACAUCAUCACACUGGACCAUGCCUAUCAUGGUCAUGUGUCAUCACUCAUUGAUAUUAGUCCCUACAAGUUUCACCAGUUGGGAGAGUGUGAGCAAAGCCAACAUGUGCAUGUGGCUUCAAGUCCAGACAUCUAUAGAGGGAAAUACAGGGAGGACCAUGCAGACCCUUCAACUGCUUAUGCAAAUGAAGUUAAAGACAUAAUUGAAAAAGCUCAUGCAAAAGGACAUAAGAUUGCAGCUUUCAUUGCUGAGUCACUGCAGAGUUGUGGAGGACAGAUCAUUCCUCCAGUGGGUUACUUCCAGAAAGUGGCACAACAUGUGAGAAAGGCUGGAGGUGUCUUCAUUGCUGAUGAGGUUCAGGUUGGAUUUGGAAGGGUAGGCACCCAUUUCUGGGCAUUCCAGCUGCAAGGGGAAGACUUUAUACCUGACAUUGUCACUAUGGGCAAACCGAUUGGAAACGGACAUCCAAUGUCAUGCGUGGUUACCACCAGAGCAGUUGCUGAAGGUUUCAUGUCAUCUGGAAUGGAGUACUUUAACACAUUUGCUGGGAAUCCUGUAUCCUGUGCUAUUGGGCUAGCUGUACUGGACGUGAUUGAAAAGGAGGACCUUCAAGGCAAUGCCCUGCGAGUAGGGAGUUACCUGACAGACUUGCUGGAGAACCUGAAAAAGAAACAUUCUUUAGUAGGAGAUGUCAGGGGGUGUGGCCUUUUUGUUGGAGUGGAACUAGUAAAAGAUCGGCUUAAAAGAACCCCUGCAACAGCUGAGGCUCAGGAUGUCAUAUACAGAUUGAAGGAUCAGCGAGUUUUAUUAAGCGCAGAUGGACCACACCGUAAUGUCUUGAAGUUUAAACCACCUUUGUGCUUCUCCAGAGAGGAUGCUGACCUGGCAGUAGGACAAAUUGAUCAGAUUCUAACAGACCUUGAGAAUGCUUUGGACCUUGAGAUGUCUGACACUACAGACCAUGUGAAUGCACAAAACAAGCGCAAGGAGUCAGUUGAAGAAAACGGGCAUGGUGUUCAUUCAGGUCAUGUCAGUGACAACAGUCACAUAAACAAAACUAACAAAAGACGAAGAAAAUAACAAACCUUGUUCUUCUUUUAACAUUGUAUAUCAUAACAUUGUAUAUUUGUUAGAAGGCCGGCCCCAGGACCAAAUGCAACCUGCGGCUUCACUCUUUCAUUAUUUUUUGCUUUCACGUGAUGGUGGCAGCAGACUAUGUCACCCUGUGUUAGCUUAUGUGUUAACUAAUUUACUGAAUAACAUUAAGUCAUGUGUACAGACAAAAAGUACACAGUGAAAAGGACAGAUUUCAAUAGAGCUGGAAAUACUGCUUUCAACCACUAAGCAUUUUAAACGGUUAAAUCCUUAGCUAAAGCAGUCAGUGUCAUUUAUCUUUCUGAAACAUAAGAGUAAACUCUACUAUAUUGGACCUUUACAUUUUUUGGUGACCAGUUUUUCAGAUAUAAUAAUAAAUUGUUUAAAAAUAUUUUGGAGAACCUUCUUAUAUUAUUAGUUAUGCAUUAUAUAGAAAUCAUAUGUACAUCAUAUGCAGAUCAAGAUUAGUCUUUUAAUAUUAAUUUCCAUGUUUUAAUGGAUUUAUCAUAUGCCUCAUGAUCUGAAAUAAUCGGGGGUUACAAUUUUAUUUAAUUUUUUUGUCAGGGAAUGGAACUGGUGCUAACUAUUUAUAAUAUAAUGUCUGGUGGCAAGUAUAUAUUUUAGAGGAUUUUUAAGUAUGGUGUUCAAGAAUAUCCAUUAAAAAAUAUUGUAAACUAAUGCAGAAUAUAAAGAUAGAAUCAGUAUCACAUAGUAAUGAAAGGCUGAAAAUUAUUUUUUUUUUCUUUUUUUUUUUUAAAUGAAAGAAUAGGGACAACGUGUAAAAAUGCACCCAAAUCAAAUGUGCAAAGUUCACACUGUUCUUGUUCAUGCAAACAUUACAUGCUGUAUUAAGCAAGUGUACUUACUCCUCUGCGUGCACUCACUGAACGCAGCCGCUGGUGCGUGAGCUGUUGACAUGAGCACACGCUCAAGUGAGUGCACUCAGCUACUUUCAGCAUGACCUCACAUGAGCAGAACAGCUUGUGAAACGCUGGCCUGUCCAGCUGUAAUGAAGUGAAAAAGACUUUAAAAUGUGCUGCAUGGAGGCCAAUCACAGAAAAAAAACAAGUGAUCAAUUAUAACUAAAUGUUAUUAAAAUAUAUAUUUCCUAUUUGAAGAUUUGUAGGACUGUAAUUACUUGAAAAAUCUUGUGCAAGAUAAAAAUGUGGUGUGACCAAUAAAGUAUUUAAGAUA
Molecule: messenger RNA, 2760 nt
Organism: Silurus meridionalis
Lineage: Eukaryota; Metazoa; Chordata; Actinopteri; Siluriformes; Siluridae
Gene: etnppl
Product: ethanolamine-phosphate phospho-lyase
Exons: 13
Coding region: 79-1551 (490 amino acids)
Cellular component (GO): mitochondrion
Molecular function (GO): ethanolamine-phosphate phospho-lyase activity; transaminase activity; pyridoxal phosphate binding
Source: RefSeq, a predicted model, not a curated record